This is a messenger RNA of Sungouiella intermedia, 348 nucleotides long. NCBI's taxonomy places the organism in Eukaryota, Fungi, Ascomycota, Pichiomycetes, Serinales, Metschnikowiaceae. The record is from the annotation of a GenBank genome assembly.
AUGGCUGAUCUUAAACUGCAGUUUGAAAAGCUCUCGCUAGCCUUUAAUGGUCAACAGAACAAUUUGACGGAGUUGGCUGAGAGCCGGAGCCAGUUGGAGACCCAGUACCAGGAGAACAAGAUUGUUCUUGAAGAGUUUGAGUACUUGAACGAGAACUCCAAAAUCUACAAGUUGACCGGACCAGUUUUGAUGCCACAGGACUACGCUGAGGCCAAGAUGAAUGUCAGUAAGAGAAUCGAGUUCAUCCAGAGUGAAAUCAAGCGUGUGGAGGAGAAGAUCGAGAAUGAGCAGAAACUGAUGGAGGACACCCGCAACAAGUUGUUGGAGGUGAGAUCGAGCAUGAACUGA